Heteronotia binoei (common prickly gecko) is the source of this 4689-nucleotide messenger RNA. RefSeq names its product leucine zipper tumor suppressor 1 (gene LZTS1). The record is from RefSeq and is a predicted model, not a curated record. NCBI's taxonomy places the organism in Eukaryota, Metazoa, Chordata, Lepidosauria, Squamata, Gekkonidae. Gene Ontology annotation, cellular component: dendritic spine. Bases 136 to 1977 code for a protein of 613 amino acids. The transcript has 3 exons. Gene Ontology annotation, biological process: regulation of synaptic plasticity; regulation of dendrite morphogenesis.
UCGUUGCUUUCCGGCACUGUGUGGCUUCUGCUAUGACCACAGCACCAGACUUCUCUCCCAGCAGUCAGGAUGUCCCCCUAGACGGCACGCCCAGGCCUAUCUCUCUUCCGUGCCCGCCCUCCGUCCAGGAGCAUCAUGGGAAGCGUCAGUAGCCUCAUCUCUGGACACAGUUUUCACAGCAAGCACUGCCGGGCCUCACAGUACAAGCUGCGUAAAUCGUCUCACCUGAAGAAGCUGAACAGGUACUCUGAUGGCUUGCUGAAAUUUGGCUUCUCUCAGGAAACCAGCCACAACAAAUCCAGCUCUAAGGGGAACAAGAAUGAGGACUUCUUUUACAUCAAGGUGAACCAGAAGGCUCAUCGGUCAGACUACACCCCGCUCUCUGGUGGGGACCUGGGAAGCCAGGCGGGAAGGAGCAGUGUGGAUUACGGCACCCCAACACCACCCAAACCGAAGCCAGGCUCCAACCAGCUGGAACUAGCCACAGACAAAAGUUCUACAAGGCCCACAGCCUUCAAGCCUGUGCUCCCUCGCUCAAACACUGUACUUCAUUCCUCUCCAGAACAUGGCAGCCACACCUCCCAGCAGCUUCAGUUCCAGGACAAAGCCAAGGACUUGGAAGUUAAGCCAGCUCCCUGUUCGGGAGGACUCUCAGAUUCAGGGAGGAAUUCCAUGUCUAGCCUCCCCACCCACAGCACUGCCAGCAGCUACCAGCUGGACCCUCUUGUCACCCCUGUAGGGCCCAUCAACCGGUUUGGGGGCUCUGCCCACAACAUAACUCAGAGCGCAGUCCUGCAGGACAGUAACAUGAUGAGCUUGAAGGCCCUGUCCUUCUCUGACGGGGGCACAAAGAUCCUCAAUCCUGACAAAGGGCCUUCUGCUCACCACUCUGCCGGGGAAAAGAACUCCUGCAUCCGCUCGCCCAUCUCCACAGACGAGUCAACGAUUCAGGAACUGGAACAGAAGCUGCUGGAGAGGGAAGGGGAGUUGCAGGACCUCCAGUGCAGCUUCGAGGAGAAGGAGAUUACCUCCUGCCAAAACUUUGAGGAAAAGCAGAGGCGCUGCAGGGAGGAGAUGGAAGGGCUGAAGCAAAAAUGCAACAACAAGCUCAGGCAGGCGUCGCAGAAGUCGCAGAGGGCACAACAGCUGCUGCAGCUCCAGGUGUUCCAGCUGCAGCAGGAGAAGAGGCAGCUCCGUGAGGAACUGGCCAACCUGAUGAAGGAGCAGGACAUGCUGGAGAACAAGCUGAGGUCUUAUGAGAAGGAGAAGACUACCUUCGCUCCAGCAUUGGAGGAAACACAGUGGGAGGUUUGCCAGAAGUCUGGUGAAAUCUCUCUCCUCAAGCAGCAGCUGAAGGAAUCCCAAUCAGAGCUGAACAGCAAGACCAAUGAAGUGCUCAACCUUAAGGCUCAGCUGAAGGACAUCCGGCAGAAGAUGGAGCUUCUGGAGAUGAAGAUUCAGGACCUGGAAGACUCGCUGCGAGCCAAAGCCAUGGAACUGGAGGUCUGUGAGAACGAACUCCAGCGCAAGAAGAACGAGUCGGAGCUUCUGAGGGAGAAGGUGAACUUACUGGAGGAGGAAAUUGCAGAGCUCAGGACAGAUCUCACCAUCCUCAGGGAAGAGAGGAAAUGCGAGGUGGCCUCCAUGGGGCCAGAAGGAAGCAUGGCGGAGGACAUGCAAGCCCUGUGGAGGGAAGUGGAGAGGCUGAAGGCAGAGCUUCAGGAGGAGCACAGCAACAACGAGCAGAUGACGGUGGGCUUCCAGCAGGAACGGCAGACCUGGAAGGAGGAGAAGGAGAAGGUGAUCCAGUACCAGAAGCAGCUGCAGCAGAGCUACUUGCACAUGUACAAGAGGAACCAGAAUCUGGAGAAGAUGCUCCAGCAGCUGGCUGCAGGAGAGGACGGCAAAGAGCCCCUUGAGCUUGACCUACAUGGCACAGAUGUCCCUUAUGAGGACAUUAUUGCCACUGAGAUCUGAAGCAUGUUGCAUCUUCUGCCCACAGUGGAGGAGAUGGGCCUCUCUCAACUCUCAAUGGGGGGGCGGGGGUGUACAGUCCAGGAAAGCCAUCUGUUCAUUGGCUGAGGUCCUUGCUUGGCCAAAGUGAAUCUCCAGCUGUUGUCAUGCCAUGGUUUUUUUGCUUGUUUUUUUUGUCAAGCACUCUCCUCUCCCUGGUCAUACCAACGCCUCUGACUGCAUCAUGUUAAGAAAGAAGAGGGGUGGGUUUCAACAGCUGACUGCUCAGAGUAGCAUCAACACAGGGACUGCCUUGCUACAAAAUGUGUAAGAAUCCCUGUGCCAGGUAGAAUAGGGGGCUCCUUCUUACCUGCCAGCCAGGUACAGAAUUGCCAAGGGGCUGGCAGAGAAGGGAGAGCAGCCCAUUGCCACCCCCUGUGGUGCUCAGAGAUGCCGCUGCAGCUCCCUUGCUCCUACCAAGCCACAAUACAAGGACUGUUCAUGCUCCAGGACCCUCCCAGUGGUUGUGCAGGAGGACUGUGGAAGAAGUGCAGCCUUUGAUCCAUCGUGCCUCUGAUUGUGACACAGAGAGAGCUUGAUGAGACCGCCUCACAAGUCCUUGAGGUAUCCUCUUGAUUCUGAUUGGCUGGAGUUACGCAAGUCACUUGAUCUCCUGAGAUGAGGAGGAGAAGAUUCUGGGAUAUUCUGGAGAACUAAUGGGGCUCAGGUUGUAACUCUGGAGAGGAAGGCACUGGCAAACCAUUUCUCACUUGCCUUGCAAACCCGUUGCCGAAGUCACCAUAAGCCAAUUGCAACUUGACGGCACUGUAGAAACAUACAUAAUUGGGUUGUAAGGCAAGACCUUCCUUGUCCAGGAGAAAAUAACCCUGUUUCCAUAACUGCCUCUUUUACCAGGAUAGCUGUCCAGUCAGGGAAAAAAAUGGGUUAGUGUUCUAGGUUUCUAGAAGCCAUAAUUUGGCAAUCAGCCACUGGAUCUUCCCCCCUUCCUCAUAAUUUAGCAAGACUUCUCUCUCAUAGCUCAACUAGAGUUGAGAGGAGUAUUUGGGCUAGGGGAGGAAACUGAAAUUUCCUUGUAUUUUGAACAGGAAUGUUUGUAUUGAUUUCUGUACAAUGUGAAUGUUUUAUGGAGCUUUUUAAUUUUGCAAAUAGUGUUUAUGUUCCCACAUGCUUCACCUUUUCUUCCAUUUUGCCACUGACCAGGGCAGAUCAGCUAAAUAUAGGGCAGCUCCCUCCCCUUCCUCCUUUGUCCAGACAUUCCAGGGGCUGUGAAAUAUAAAUCCAGUAGAAAGCUAGAGGAGGAAUGGAAGCAGAUGGGCCGAUAACAGGAGGGAACGUGGCAAGCAGUUCCAUAAUGCAGGCAGAUGGAUCAGAAGAUAACUGUGUUCUUGGACAAGAACUGAGUUACAAAUCCAAGACAUUCCAGAGAGCUCUCUGCAGUCUCGCCCUCUUAUUUCUCCCAUGCAUCAUGUCUGGCAUCUGUGGGAGAAUGAGACUUUUUGGAGCAGCAGCCUUACCCACAAUGCUGUUCUUCUCUAUGAGACCUUGCAUGUGUUCUCCUGAUCGACCUUCAGUGGUCCCCUUCUUCCUAAGUCUUCCCAUUCAAAUUUGUUGCUUUUCUAUGGUGGAGCCAUAGAUCAGCAAGACAGUGUAUGCUUUGCAUGCAAAAGGUCCUUGGUUCAGUCCACAUCAUCUCUGGCUAAAGGGAGCAUUAGGAAGGACCCGUCUGACACCUUGGAGAGCAACUGGCAGCCAAAGUAGACAAUAUCAUGCUGGGUGAAUUUGACUUGGUAUAAAAGUUGCUAUGUUUCUUUUGGGAGGGUUGUAAUGUAGUUCAUGGAGCAAUAUGGUUUGCAUAGAGAAGAUCACAGGUUCUGUUGUGGUCAUCUUUGGAUAAAGAGAUCCAGGACAAAAGUAUUGAGGAAACUUGUAAUAAAGACCAUGGAGACGGUCUUUCGGGAGUGGCUAUGGCUCUGUGGUGGACCAUCUACUUGGCCUGCAAAAGGUCCCAGGUUCAACCCCUAGCACCACCAGUUAAAGAUAGUCAUAAUAGGUCAUGUGAGAGCUGCUAACUAUUACUAUUAAGGGGGGGACAGCUCAGUAUAAGCCAGAUUUCUAUGGUCCAGCAAGCUGUACCACAGUUGAACAAACAGAGCAUUUGUUUCAGAGGAAGGACAUCUCCAAAGUGUCCUGAGAACACGUAAGGUUGCUGUAUCAGCCUUCCCAGGUGCUCUGGUGUUGGACAGCUGCUUCUCUUACUUUGAUACCAAACAACUUUGUCAUCCUAAACCAUAGCAGUUCCUCUCUUGUGACCCUGUAGGACACUCUCAUUGGAGCUGAGAAGUUUCUCCUGCUGCUCUGCAGCAGUUCUCAGCACUUCUGGCUCAGCAUUUACCCAGUCUUAAAAAAAAUGAAAUGGAUUUAAUACAUAAGGCAGUGGAAUUGCAUAAACCAGUAUGUCAAACCCCCCCCCCCCCAAAAAAAAAACAUCUUCCAUACUAGAGAAUGUGCUUCUGCAAAGGGAAAGCUUUUAGUGGAGAUCAGACAACUUUGGCAUGCGGCAAAGGAUCAGCACAUCCAACCUGCUUUUUACUUCACAAUCUUCAAGCAGUUUUCACUGGUGUGAUAAAUGUGAGUUCAGUAGGUGGGAGCAUCAUCCCUCCACAUGCUAAACUGUGGCCCAAUGCAUUGGACUGUAUUCUCAACAUGUUCAUUUCU